CUUGGGGGGCGGGCCCUGCUCGUGCCCAGCUCCCGCUCCCGCUGCACCCCUGGGCGACACGGGAGCCUGGGUCCGAGUCAGCGGCGGGCAGUUCUCCGGAACACGACCCGUCGUCCAGGCCCCCGCCCCCGCCCGCAGGGCCGCUCCUCGCCUCUCCUCUCCGCGGAAGCGCGGGGAUGCGCGCCGUGGCCCGGCUCCUCGCGGCAGGCAGGACGGGCGGCGCAGCCAUGGGGCCGGGCGCGCUGGCGCUGUGCGUGGCGCUGUGCGUGGCGCGGGCGGCGGGCGGCGCGGUGCGGCUGGCGCUGCUGCACACCAACGACGUGCACGGCCGCGUGGAGCCGGCGGGCCGCGAGGCGGGCAGGUGCAGCCCGGGCGCGGGGGGCUGCUACGGUGGCGCGGCGCGGUGCCUCACGGCCGUGCGCCAACUCCGCGCCCGCCACCGCCACGUGCUGCUGCUGGACGCGGGCGACCAGUACCAGGGCACCGUCUGGUUCAGCUACUACCGGGGCCGCGAGGUGGCCUUCUUCAUGAACCGCCUGGGCUACGACGCCAUGGCCUUGGGGAACCACGAGUUUGAUAAUGGGUUGGAUGGAUUAUUGAAUCCAUUACUUAAAAGUGUGGAUUUUCCCAUCCUGAGUGCCAACAUUAAGGCAAAAAAAACAAUAGCAAGCAGCAUCACUGGAUAUAUUCUACCUUACAAAAUAGUAAACGUGGGUUCAGAAAAAAUUGGAAUUGUUGGCUAUACCACAAAGGAGACUUCUUUUCUUUCAAAUCCAGGAGAUGAUAUCAUGUUUGAAGAUGAAAUUGAAGCAUUGCAACCACAAGUGGACAAACUUAUUGAUUUGGGAGUGAACAAAAUUAUUGCACUAGGACACUCUGGCUUUAUGGUGGACCAACAAAUUGCUCAGAAAGUGAGAGGAGUGGAUAUUGUUGUUGGGGGACAUACAAACACAUUUCUGUAUACAGGGCCCCCACCUUCCAGUGAAGUACCAGUUGGCAACUAUCCAUUCAUGGUACGAUCAGAUGAUAACAGACUUGUGCCAGUUGUACAAGCUUAUGCUUUUGGAAAAUAUCUUGGCUAUUUAAAUGUUACAUUUGAUGAGAAAGGAAAUGUAAUCCAAGCAUCUGGAAACCCUAUUUUGCUUGAUAGCAGUAUUCCUGAAGCUCAAGAUUUGAAAGCAGAAGUUGACAAGUGGAGAAUACCACUAGAUAAAUAUGCUUCCAAGGAGAUUGGAAAAACUAAUGUUUACCUGAAUGGUACAAGUCAGGCAUGCCGUUUCCAUGAAUGCAACAUGGGAAAUAUGAUAUGUGAUGCUAUGCUCUACAAUGCUGUUGGAUAUCCAGAUGAAAAUACAUGGAAUCAUGUUUCAAUGUGCAUUCUGAAUGGAGGUGGGAUACGGUCACCCAUUGAUGAAAAGAUCAAUAAUGGCACUAUUACUAUGGAGGAUCUAUUGGCUGUGUUGCCAUUUGGAAUGACUUUUGAUCUGCUCGUGUUAAAAGGGUCCACACUGAAGGAAGCAUUUGAGCACAGUGUGCACAGAUAUGGAAGAGGAACUGGUGAGCUGCUGCAGGUUGGGGGCAUCCAUGUGGUCUAUGAUGUCUCCAGAACACCAAGAAACAGAGUUGUUAGCAUUGAAGUUCUUUGCACUGCCUGUAGAGUACCUACCUACGUACCACUCGAAAUGGACAAAACAUAUACAGUGAUUCUUCCUUCGUUUCUGUAUCAGGGAGGAGAUGGUUAUAAUAUGCUGAAAGAGAAAUCACUGAGCUAUAGUCGUGGUGAUUUCGACAUUGAUGUAGUCUCACGUUACCUUGCUAGAAUGGGAAAAGUCUUUCCAGCAGUUGACGGUCGAGUGAAAUUUUCCGCUGGAAAUUUCAUCCAAGGAAGUCUUACUCUGGUUUCAGUUUUGCUCAUUGUAACAUUCCUACACUUCAGUUAAUUCUCCUAGCAACGUUUUUGGGCUUCUCUCCUCAUCUCUUGCACUUUUUUCUUUUUUUUUUUUUUAUAAACGUUUGACCUCCACAGGCAGAUAGCAGCAUUUAGAGUGUCAUAGAAAGUUAGGGUUGGAUGGGACCUCAGGAGAUCAUCUAGUCCAAUCCCCUGCUCAAAGCAGGAUCAUCCCCAACUAGAUCAUCCCAGCCAAGACUUUAUCUGCCUGGGUCUUAAAAACCUCCAAGGAAGGAGAACCCAAAACCUCUCUGGGUAACUCAUUCUAGUGCUUCGCUACCCUCCUAGUGAGAAAGUUUUUCCUAAUAUCUAACCUAAAUUUCCCUUGCUGCAACUUGAGACCAUUGCUCCUUGUUCUGUCAUCUGCCACCACUGAGAACAGUCUACUAUUGGGAUCACUCAUCCAAACAGGUGAAAGCUAGGAAGAUGAUCAGGCUGAACGAGGGGAUUCAAGGAGGGGCUUGGCCAGUAUGUUCUCAAAUUCAGAGCAGCAGGUACAAGCACACUUCUCCACACUCCCAAACUCAAGCUCAUGCUUCAAAGAGGGGCACAGUAUUGAAACAAAGGAUGUUCUACAAAUUAAUUUGCAUGGUGGUAGAAGCACUAACAAGUACACUCCUGAUCACUUGCGGGUUCUUCAGUUCCUCUCAAAUUCCUCUCAUCCAGUAAAGUUGAGAAAGAAUCCACUGUCAAUAGCCCAAGCAAGUUUAGUGGACAUGUGUACACAUGCAAUUCAUGGAAAGCAAACUCUGGAGCUUAUUGCUCCUGGGUGCACCAGUUGAAUGUGCAUCUGGGACUGCAUAACAUGCUGCAGGAGCUGGCUGGGGCAUGGGGGUGCUCCAGUGUGGGGCUAGCCAGCAGGCAGCCUUUGCUGUCACUAAAGCACCCUUGUGCCCCAGUCAGCUGGGGCAGCAUCUAUGUGUUCUCUGCUGCUGAGUAAAAAGCUCAGCAUCAGGAUAGUUAUCCUGCUGCAAAGUUAAUUAGUUUACUCCAGCCUAAUAGGGGCACACAUGCAGAUACACAAAAAUUUACUACCAAGAUAAUUAGUCUACUCUGCAGUAAAUGUCUUGUGUAGAUGCACCCAGUGAUACAUUACUACCUCCCUUUGAUCUUCACUCAGGGUUGAGACCUUCACUGUAACAAUUGUACUUAGCUUUCAAACAUACUUAUCUUCGACUAAGCCAAAUGCCAUUAAGACACCAGCAUGGGCAAUUAAUUUUUAUUCUUCCUAUUUGAGGUUACAGGCACACUUGUAUUCUUACCACUAUCACACCAAGAAAGAACCUAAUGAAAAGCUGGACUUGAUCACUUGCUGUUUAAUACACCUAGUUUCAAUUGUUAUGGUGAGCAGGUAAUUUAAGUACAUGUAAUGAGAACGCAGUUAUCCCAAUUUGUUUCUGUAAAAUACCAGUUAAAAAUCUAACUCUCAAAAACAAGUGUGCUGUGCGACUACCAAACCAAUAUGCAUGUUAAGGACCUAAUUUUUUUUAUGGAUCAUUCAUAUGAGAGGACUACCAGCAGCACAGGACUCCUCAGUAUCACCUGAAAGCAAGAGCAACACAAGGAUGAAUGUCAGUAUAGCUGUUGGUACCUUUUGAGGUCUCAGGCACACACCAAGCUUAGUAGCUAAUGGAUUCACAGCUGAGUGUAGUUUGGUUUAAAAAGUCCUAAAGCCUGGACUUUAUCACGAUUACAAGUGGGCUCUCUCUCAAAUAUGAACCACAGCAUUUCUCUAAGGAAGACUGUCCAUCACUCACGGGGUGGUUUUGUGUUUUUACAUGCAUUGGCAGAAAGCAAGUUAGCAGGCACAAAACAAGCAUUUGUAUUUAACAAACACUUUUUACCAAGAGACUGCCAAAAGGGCAGACACUGCUUAUAAAAUGACUGCAAACAAAUUUAACCUGUUUGAAAAUGGCAGCAAUAUAAUACAAUUUUAGCAAAAGAAAAAAACAUAAGGUAAUUCAGAUUUGGAACUUGGGCUUUAUUAAAAUGUUUCCAUAUGCUAUGCAUUGUUGUAGAUAUUAAGCAAACUGCUAACCAGCUAAACUUCAUUAAAGUCCUGGAAAGCCAGAACUACAGGCAUCAG
Molecule: messenger RNA, 4034 nt
Organism: Alligator mississippiensis (American alligator)
Lineage: Eukaryota; Metazoa; Chordata; Crocodylia; Alligatoridae
Gene: NT5E
Product: 5'-nucleotidase ecto
Exons: 9
Coding region: 177-1940 (587 amino acids)
Biological process (GO): AMP catabolic process
Cellular component (GO): plasma membrane
Molecular function (GO): 5'-nucleotidase activity; nucleotide binding; metal ion binding
Source: RefSeq, a predicted model, not a curated record